Molecule: messenger RNA, 2460 nt
Organism: Conger conger (European conger)
Lineage: Eukaryota; Metazoa; Chordata; Actinopteri; Anguilliformes; Congridae
Gene: map3k8
Product: mitogen-activated protein kinase kinase kinase 8
Exons: 8
Coding region: 260-1660 (466 amino acids)
Biological process (GO): protein phosphorylation
Molecular function (GO): protein kinase activity; ATP binding
Source: RefSeq, a predicted model, not a curated record
AUCUUUGCGUUUUCAACCAUUGGGAAAAUACGUUGGUUCAACAGAACUUAAAAGAAAAACGAAAUCUGGACAGAGGGCGUGACAACAUACCCGCACGUUUCCGCCUGUGCAACCGAAACCAAUGUAGCCUACUUCCUCUGGUUAUAGACUGUAAUGCAACAGUAUCUUUUCCGCAGGUAUGGCACGGUUGACGCGUGAUGUACAUUCGUUCUUGGAUGUGAUUUUGGAUUUCAUCCGUAGAAACUGACGAAAUAAAACUAUGGAGGACGUCACCAUGGAGUACAAGAAUGACAAUGAUGAAAUUGAACUUUAUCUGGCUCACAUGAACAUUGAGGACAUAAUCAGCGCUGUGGAAAUUUUAUAUCCUUGCGAAUCGCCAUCGGGGGUGUCCUUUGAGGACAGCCUCUUCCAGGAGGACAUGGAUGAAAAUGAGGAGACAGCCGAUUCUUUGACCCUUGAGGGGACCCCCAUGCUGGGCAGUGUGAGGUAUGGGGCUGUCUCUGACAUGCUUGCCUUCAUAAACCUAAUCUCAAAUACGCCACCAGCCUCGCUGAAACACCUGACUGAGGAGAUAGGUGUCCUGUUAAAUAAGACCGACAUGGUGGUCAAAGGGGGGCGCUACCGCAUUGACUCGGACGUGUUCCUGUUUCCUUGGAAACUGACCUACAGGAACCCUGGCUCUGGACAUGUCCCAAAAGGGUCUUUUGGGAAAGUCCACCUUGCCCAAGACACAGAAACCAGGAAACGAAUGGCAUGCAAGCUGAUACCCCUGGAGCAUUUCAGACCAGCUGACGUUGAGUUCCAGGCACGCUUUCGUCAUGAGAACAUCGCUGAGCUCUACGGUGCUCUCCUGUGGGACCAGACCAUCCACCUGUUCAUGGAAGCUGGGGAGGGAGGCUCAGUGAUGGAGAAGGUGGAGAGCUGUGGUCCAAUGAGGGAGUUUGAGGUCAUCUGGGUCACCAAGCAGGUCCUCAGAGCCCUGGAAUAUCUGCACUCCCAUAACAUCAUUCAUCACGACAUCAAACCUAGCAACAUUGUCCUAAUGUCCGCCAAAGCAGUCCUGGUGGACUUUGGCCUCACUGUGCAGAUGACAGAGGAUGUGUACACCCCAAGGGACCUGCGUGGGACAGAGAUGUACAUGAGUCCAGAGGUGGUUCUGUGCCGAGGCCACAACACCAAGGCGGACAUCUACAGCAUGGGCACCACCAUCAUCCACAUGCAGACUGGCAGCCCUCCGUGGGUUCGCAGAUACCCUCGGUCUGCCUACCCCUCCUAUCUUUACAUAAUCCACAAGCAGGCCCCACCCCUGGAGGACAUAGCCGAGGACUGCAGCCCAGCCAUGCGCAGCUUCCUGGAGCGCGCACUGGAGAAGAACCCGCGACUGCGCAGCUCUGCGGCUGAGCUCCUGAGGGACGAGGCCAUCAACCCCCCCCGGGAGGACCAGCCCCGCUGCUGGAGCCUAGACUCCGCCCUGGGCGAGGCGUCCCGCCCCCUCCUGCGUCAGCACAGCCAGCUGCCUGACACCACCCAGGAAUCUUCCCUGUACAGUGGCGAGGACUCAGCCCCCGUGAAGAGAAGGGGAUCCCUGUACGUCGACCUAGGCGCUCUGGCGGGCUACUACAACAUUGUGCGAGGGCCCCCGUCCUCAGAGUACGGCUAACACCUCCCCUGGCGACUUCUCUGGCGCACAAGGAAGAAGGGAAGGAGAAAGAGAGCCUGCAGUCUGCCGCUGGACUUUGCACCUCUAGGGAGACGGGUCAUGGAGUCGAAGCACAGACUUUACGCAGGUCACCAGCGAGUUUCACACGCUUGUGCGGAAGCUCACCGCACUGGAAGAGACACGUUAACACACCUCUCUCUGUGAGAACUAUACUCCUGUUCAAAAAGUGUGUAUGCCUACUGAAAUAUCUCCUGCUGCCACGCCGUUCCUGUGUCUUUUUUUUUUUUGAUGAGGCGUUCAGCAUCUGUGGCAAUGCUUUGGAAGCGGGCAUUAUUCUCUUAUGUUUGUUCCUAUGGAAACACUUGUUGAUUUGCAUUUUCACUUUACAGUGUACAUCCAAUGAGAUGAAAGGUGUAUAUACAGCUAUGGUGUAUAGUAUAUAGCAAUGCAUUUCUUAAUGAAUAUUUGAAGGAACCUUGAAUUUUGGUAUUUGAGAUGUGUUUCAUUACUUUUAUAAUGUGUCAUUACUUUUAUACUAUUUGUAUGUUGAGGAACAUGAUAUGAAAGUUAUAUUUUGAGAACUUUUACAAUUCUGUGAAGGGGCAAAUACUAUAAAAUGUUUAUGUUUUAUGUUUAUGUAAUGUUUUUAAUGUUCUCGACCGUUUGUGCAGAAUCACACUUUUAUGGACUGACAUUGCACAUACCAGCAAAAACAUUUUUAUAGUUUUUUGUAUGGUGCAGCGUGGACUAUUUCUUUUUGAGAUGCUGAAUAAAGUCUUUGAUUUUCAUUCAAAUAUAAA